ACGCCUGACAGGAAAGGUUAGUUCGUAAAGAGAGACAGAACAACACACAUCGGUUAAAUAACUACAAUUUUAACCGAAAAACACGAACACAGCGCGUCAGAUUAAUAACCAACUAUUAAAAUCCGCGGACUGGAAGGGAUUUGCUUCAGAGAUCUGUGGUGAUGAUCGAAAACCGACGGAAGUAACUUCAGCUCGUCUGUGUCUGAAUGCCAAAGCUUGCGGUCAUGGAGCUGGGCAGGCAGCUUUGUGGGAAGAUGAAGAAACAGAAGAAGGCUGACCUGGCCAUCCCUGCGAUCAUGAAAGGCCUGGAGAUUCACUUCUAUCUGCCCGACACGCACCAACUGGAGUACUUUAAGGACUGCCACACCGCCGAGGACCUGUGCGUCGAGGCUGCCAAGAGAUGCCGAAUCUCACCCCUGUGCCAUAAUCUGUUCGUCCUGUACGAGGAGAGCCAGAAUCUCUGGUAUGCACCCAAUCACGUGUUCAAGAUCACCGAGGACACCAGUAUUAAGCUCCACUACCGUAUGAGGUUUUACUUCACAAACUGGCACGGCACGUCCGAGAACGAGUCUCCGGUGUGGCGGCACUCUCUGAGCAAACAGAAGGGAUCGAAAGGCCCUGAAGGGACGCCUCUGCUCGACGCCGCCUCGCUGGAUUACCUGUUUGCGCAGGGGCAGUAUGACUUCCUCAGAGGCCUGGCGCCCGUGCGAAGCCCCCAGAGCGAGGCGGAGCUCCACGAGAUAGAAAACGAAUGCCUGGGCAUGGCCGUCCUCGCCAUCACCCAUCACGCCAAGAGCAACAACCUGCCGCUGUCAGGAGCCGGCUCCGAAACCAGCUACAAGCGCUUCAUCCCGGAGAGUCUGAACCGCACCAUCAAGCAGCGCAACAUCCUGACCCGCAUGCGCAUCAGCAACGUCUUCAAGAACUUCCUGAACGAUUUUAACAGCAAGACCAUCCGGGACAGCAACAUCACGCUGUACGACCUGAUGGUCAAGUACCUGUCCACCCUGGAGACGCUGACCUGGGGCCUGGGCAGAGAGGUAGCGCGGCCCCGGGGCCUGCGCGUGUGCGGGGAGGGCGAGAGCUCGCCCUCGCACAGUCCUGCCACGGGGGACGAGGGAGCGGGCCACGAGGUCCAGGUGUGUGGCACCACGGGCAUCUCGUGGAGGAAGAGGCCUCAGCUGAACGUCCUGAGCGCCAAAGACAAAAGCAAAUCUCGUAAGAACAAGUCGGACGGCACACAGAAGAACGAGAAGAAGAAAGAUCUCAGCAGCGACUGGAUCCUCUUCUCCGACUUCAACGAAAUCACCCACAUUGUAAUCAAAGAGUCCUUCGUCACCAUAUACAGACAAGACUACAGGACGCUGGAGCUGGAGCUGGAGUACCGCGACGAGGCUCUGGCUUUCGCCGCUCUGGUCGAUGGGUAUUUCAGACUGACCGUGGACGCCCAUCACUACCUCUGCACUGAGGUGGCGCCCUCCUCUGUGGUGCAGAACCUGGAGAACAGCUGCCACGGACCCAUCAGCACCGAGUACGCCGUUCACAAGCUGAGGCAGGAGGGUAACGAAGAGGGUUCCUACGUCCUGCGCUGGAGCUGCACGGACUACGAUUACAUAAUCAUGACCGUCGUGUGCAUGGAGAUGGACCUGUGCCAGUCCAGACCCGUCCCCCAGUAUAAGAACUUCCAGAUCGAGGUGGGCACCCAGGGCUACAGGCUGUUUGGGACGGAGACGUUCAGGCCCAGUCUGAAGGAGCUGGUGGAGCAUCUGCAGGGUCAGAGCCUGCGUACGGAAAACCUGCGCUUCCAACUGCGCCGCUGCUGCCCCCCACAGCCCCGAGAGGUUUCAAACCUGCUGGUGAUGACCUCAGACAGAGAGCCGGUCCCACAGAGGCAACCUCAGGUCAGCCAGCUGAGUUUCCACCGCAUCCUGAAAGAAGAGAUUGUCCAGGGGGAGCACUUGGGUCUGGGAACCCGGACCAACAUCUACGCCGGCGUGCUGAAGAUGAAGAGUGAGGAUGACGAUGACUUGGGAGGUUACAGUACGUCACAGGAAAUGAAGGUGGUGCUGAAAGUGCUCGGCCCCGGACACAGAGACAUUUCUCUGGCUUUCUUCGAGACGGCCAGCAUGAUGCGACAGGUCUCGCACAAGCACAUCGCCCUGCUGUACGGAGUGUGUGUGCGUAAUCAGGAGAACAUCAUGGUGGAGGAGCUUGUGCAGUUCGGUCCUCUGGAUCUGUUCAUGCACAGACAGACGGCUCCUCUCAGCACGCAGUGGAAGUUUCAGGUGGCCAAGCAGCUGGCGAGCGCCCUCAGUUACCUGGAGGAUAAGAAGCUGGUGCAUGGCUACGUCUGUUCUAAGAACAUUCUUUUGGCUCGAGAUGGUUUGGACAGUGAGGGUGGACCCUUCAUUAAGCUCAGUGACCCUGGCAUCCCCAUCACUGUACUCAGCAGAGAGGAGUGUGUGGACAGGAUCCCCUGGAUCGCUCCCGAGUGUGUGCACGACACGUCGAGCCUGAGCGUAGCGGCCGAUAAGUGGGGCUUCGGAACGACACUGUGGGAGAUAUGCUACAAUGGAGAGAUCCCCCUGAAAGAUAAGAAACUCGCCGAGAAGGAGAGGUUCUAUGUGGCUCAGUGCCAGUUGGCCACGCCAGACUGUCAAGAACUCGCCAAGCUCAUGACCCACUGCAUGACCUACGACCCUCACCAGAGACCCUUCUUCAGGGCCAUUGUCCGAGACAUCGACAUGGUGGAGAAACAGAAUCCCUCUAUUAAGCCAGUACCCACUCUGGAGGUCGACCCAACAGUAUUUGAGAAAAGAUUCCUCAAGAAGAUCAGAGAUCUGGGAGAGGGGCAUUUCGGGAAGGUAGAGCUGUGCCGAUACGACCCGCGGGGGGAUCGGACGGGGGAGCUGGUGGCGGUCAAAUCCCUGAAACCGGAGAGCCGAGAGGAGAAGAGCAGCAACCUGUGGGGUGAAAUCCGCAUCCUGAGGGAACUCUACCACGAGAACAUCGUCAAAUACAAGGGCAUCUGCCAGGAGGAGGCUGGCAGAGCUACCAAGCUCAUCAUGGAGUAUUUGCCAGCUGGCAGUCUGAAGGAGUACCUGCCCAGAAACAGAGCCCAGACGGAUCUGAAGACCCUGAUCAGAUAUGCCAUUCAGAUCUGCCAGGGUAUGGAUUACCUGGGAUCUCGGAAUUACAUCCAUCGAGACCUGGCUGCUCGGAACGUGCUGGUGGAGAACGAGAGCACGGUAAAGAUUGGAGACUUUGGUCUGACUAAAAGCAUUAAAGACAAUGAGGGAUACUACACAGUGAAGGACGACCUGGACAGUCCUGUCUUCUGGUAUGCUCCAGAGUGCCUGGUGCACUGCAAGUUCUACAGGGCUUCAGACGUCUGGUCAUUUGGAGUGACCAUGUACGAGCUCCUUACUUACUGCGACACCUCCUGCAGCCCCAUGGUGGUGUUCCUCAACAUUAUCGGACGAUCCCAGGGCCAGAUGACCGUCACGCGACUGGUUCGAGUUCUAGAGGAAGGGAAGAGGUUACCCAAGCCAGACGACUGCCCAGACAAGGUGUACGCCUUGAUGAGGAAGUGCUGGGAGAGCACGCCCGACAAAAGGAUCGACUUCAAAGGCCUCAUCGCCGCUUUUCAGCAGAUGCUCGCCGACGGCCCGUAACCAUGGAGAUCCGCAUCGCUGGGCGCCCGGCCCGAGACCGUUUCGCUCAUUUUACAGGGAAAAAAUAUUUCAUACUCACACGCUGUAUUUCACCGGAUUACGAACGCGGUGGAAACGGUACGGUCUCAUCACCGUCGCCCGCCUGCACAGUCUCCGCUCGACGCCUUUGCACCCGCUUUCGAUGCGUUUUUCUAUCCCGGGAACUUUCGCGCAGGCUUGGGGACGACGGGAGAGAACGAGGUUAAGAAAGGACAACCAUCGUACCAUAAUUUCUUUGCGUUCCUUUAAAUAACUAAUCCCCACUUUUAAAGACCGAUCAGACUCGUAGUUUGGAACGUGCAUGGCAGCGUUAUUGCCGUGCGUCGUAAUGGACAUCGGCCUCCAGUAGGCGCUAGAGGACGGUAAAGCUUUUAGAUGACCAUAAAUACCACUUAUACUACGUAAUAAUCCAUGUAUUCCUGCUCAAGUCUCGUGCAAAAGCAAAAUAGCGUUUUAAAUCCAGGCGAAGCUGAGCCGAAAUAUUUAAUAUUCUUUAUUUUUAUCGUGCGGAUGAUUUCGGGGCCAGUAUGCAUUAUUAUAAUGUCGCAUUAUGUGUUUAUAUUAUCUGUUUAUUUUAGCUUCGGCCGUAUUCGAGCACGUGCUUAACCGACACACAGGGGCGUCCAGACUUAACCUAAAAAAACUUGUGCAAACACGGGGCUACGGACUCUUUUAUAGUCGGGUCGUUCCUACAGUUCGGUGCCUUUUGUGUCUCCAGUACUGAAGUAGAUUUUAAACAAUACAGUUUCUAAACAUCUUACUGAAAUAAUGAACGCUUUCAAAUACUAAACACGAUGUUUUCUACCCCCCCCACCACCGCCCAAAAACAAUAAAAUGACUGUAUACAUUUUACACUGUGUUUAUCUGUUAGAUAGCAGAGGUUUCCCCAUGUUCCCAGUGCUGUACAUUCUGAUUUAGUGAUGAUAUAUGAGAUUUAAUCAUGAAAAUAUCUCAGUCUUUCAAUACUGUUUUAAAGGUUUUGAUUAAGUCCCUCUAAACCCUGGAUUUUUUUAUUUUACGAGUUUGAUUUUAUUCCUGAUUAUAAAUAAGGGUUUUUCACACGUCCCUCAAGUUGCCGUCCACCCUGUUAUCUCUUACUACUGUCUCUUAUAAAAUGAGGAGCUGUUUUGAGCUCACAUGGGGGGGGGAAAGAAGACUCCCCGAGUUUUAGAUUUGCUUUACUUAACAGCAGGACGACUUAAAUCUUACUUCCAAAAUACCUCGCGAGCCGUGAGCCGUGGUUUGGACGCCCCUGGUGUAUAUGUAUAUGUGUGGGAGUUAAACAAGAUGGCACAGCAAGAGAGAAAAGAAAAGAACAGAACAGACAGGCGGCCCGGCUUCUUUUUUUUAAUUUUUAUUGCAUUUUUUUUGUAUUGCGGAAUGUAAAAGAAUUUUCCUCCAGAAGAAUAAGCCAGAAAAUAUCCAAUAAAGAAAAUGUACAGAAAUAUAAACGAAUAAAUACAAA
Trichomycterus rosablanca is the source of this 5178-nucleotide messenger RNA. RefSeq names its product Janus kinase 1 (gene jak1). The transcript is spliced from 24 exons. Gene Ontology annotation, biological process: growth hormone receptor signaling pathway via JAK-STAT; cell differentiation; cell surface receptor signaling pathway via JAK-STAT. The record is from RefSeq and is a predicted model, not a curated record. Lineage: Eukaryota; Metazoa; Chordata; Actinopteri; Siluriformes; Trichomycteridae. Bases 207 to 3674 code for a protein of 1155 amino acids. Gene Ontology annotation, cellular component: cytosol; cytoskeleton; membrane. Gene Ontology annotation, molecular function: growth hormone receptor binding; ATP binding; non-membrane spanning protein tyrosine kinase activity.